UUUCUGUUAAAGUGGAUCUACACGAGUUGUACCGACUCACAUGAAUCGGUUCGGGUAACUCACUUGUGCGCUCGUGCUUCAUUCGACCCCCGACAUGUUCACGCGCGGAUCCAAAAAGCGACGCUCGAAUCGCUCGGAGGAAGAUCCAGACAGAGGACAGCCCUGUAUGAGAUGUGGAGAACAGUGUCCUGGUUUACGCAUGCAUGGCUGGAGGAAGAUCUGCGUGCACUGCAAGUGUGUCCGUGAGGAGCAUGCGGUGCGCUCGGUGCCCGGUCAGCUGGAGAAGAUGAUGACGAAGCUGGUGUCCGACUUCCAGAGACACUCCAUCUCAGAUGACGACUCUGGCUGCGCUUCGGAGGAGUACGCCUGGGUGCCACCCGGCCUCAAGCCCGAACAGGUCUAUCAGUACUUUGGCUGUAUACCUGAGGAUAAGGUGCCGUACGUGAACAGCCCGGGUGAGAGAUAUCGCAUUAAACAGCUUCUUCACCAGCUCCCAGCCCAUGACAGUGAGUCUCAGUAUUGCAACUCUCUGGACGAUGAGGAGAAAAAGGAGCUCCGCUUGUUCAGUCAGCAGAGGAAGAGGGAGAAUUUGGGACGUGGCAUCGUGCGCCUCUUUCCGGUCACCAUGACUGGAGCCAUCUGCCAGCAGUGUGGAAAGCAGAUAUAUGGGGGUGAUAUAGCUGUGUUUGCAUCACGUGCGGGUCAUGGCUCCUGCUGGCACCCUCAGUGCUUCCAGUGUACCACCUGCAGCGAGCUGCUUGUCGACCUCAUCUACUUCUAUCAGGAUGGGCACAUCUACUGUGGGCGGCACCAUGCUGAGCGCAUCAAACCGCGCUGCCAGGCCUGUGAUGAGAUCAUACUAGCAGAUGAGUGUACAGAGGCAGAGGGGCGCCACUGGCACAUGAAGCAUUUCUGUUGUUUCGAGUGUGAGACGGCCCUCGGUGGGCAGCGCUACAUCAUGAGAGAGAGCCGGCCGUAUUGCUGCGCCUGCUACGAAUCGCUCUACGCUGAGUACUGCGACACCUGUGGAGAGCACAUUGGUAUAGACCAGGGUCAGAUGACGUACGAGGGGCAGCACUGGCAUGCCUCCGAGGCAUGUUUCUGCUGCGCCCGAUGUCGACUACCUCUUCUAGGCAGACCCUUCCUCCCUCGUGGUGGUCUCAUUUUCUGCUCUCGACCCUGCUCACUGGGAGAAGAUCCUGAUAAUUCAGACUCCUGUGAUUCUGCCUUGCAGUGCAAAACGACUUCACGCAAACUCAUACAACGUACUUCCACUGUUCAGUCACCAGAGGGCACCAGCAUUACCAGUCCACCUCUUAAAACGUCUACUCCGACAUCAGAAAGCAAAGGUGUGCACACCUCACUGCAUCAUUUACAGAACGGUGGUCCAUCCCCUCCACCUCCGUACAGAGAGAAACACAGUCAGAGCUCACAGCCUCCAUCAUUAGUUAAUGGCUGGGCACCGUUACCAAAUGAACACCAAGCAAAAACAAAUAAAGACUCAGAGCUGGAGUACACAGUGGAGCUCAAUGGAUACGCCGAAUUUGGGCCAUUUCCACCAAGCUGCACCUCUAGAGGAACCUCGACAACAAAUGAUACUGGGGAACAAGAGAACAGUGUGGUAAAUCUCCCUCAGCCCCACCUUUCUUCCGACGUGGGCUCCCUGGACGACUCAGACUCUUUCCCACCGCCUCCACCUCCUGUCUUUAUCGGCCAGGAUGAUCUGCCAGUUCUGUCACCUGAUUCCACUCCACCUGAGCCCCAGCCUUCACCGACUGCGCCCAGAUUCGGGCGGAGUAGCACGGCGAGGGUCAGCUUCAGAGAGCCGAUCAGCUCCAGCUAUUCAAUGGAUGAGGAGGAUGGAGAGGAAGAAGUGGAGGUUGCGCCGGAUGGAGGGACAGAGGGUGAGGGAGAGCACGAUGAGGAAGACGAAGCUGAUGGAGGUUUAGGACGCAGACUACAACAUCGAGCUGGAAUGCCACCUCAGAUGGAUCUCCUGGAUGGAGCGUACCACCGCAGCGGCCGACGAAGGUUCUCAGGCCCUCCCGGCCGAGCCCGCAUGGCUUCAGAAUCUCCCCUCCACCUAGGCACCGACAAACACCUCCGUCGCUCCAGACGUGACAGACCUCGGUUGGAUACUCUCGAGUGGAAAGGAGAUAGAGACAGAGAGCGUGGUACCGAUCACUCCUCCAUCAACCCCGCCGGGGACGGCAACCUGACUCUACAUUCUACUCACUACAGGCACGAAGACUCCUGCUCCACCUGCACGUCCUCGUCCGACUCGGAUGAGGAGGGUUUCUUUCUGGGUCAGCGGAUUCCUUUGCCUCCUCAGCUUACAGGAGAGAGACAAGGGAACGGAGCGAGGGGACAGGAGGAGGAGAAAGGCAAGAGGGGCAGUAUGAGGAGGAGGAGGACAGAGAGUUUUAACAACAAGGAUAAGAACUGCAUAUUGUCCUGAGAGACAGAACUGAACUUUUGGUUUUGGACACUAAAUACACUUCAGCUAUGUUUCCUCAGAGGAACCAGGUUGUAUUUCUAGGAACCUGUUUAGGUGCAGAUCCAGAGAGCUAGAAGCUGAUUAACCAGGAGAAGAGAAACCAAAGUGAGAACUUUACUAUAGCUAGCUAUAUUGUACAGAUCUUGUAAAGUAUUCUCUUUUUUUUUUCUUUUCUUUUUUUUUACAUAAAUGAUUGUCUUUAUGUGCUUUGUGCACAGUGACACAGCCAUGCCGGAACAGGAAAGAGCUUCCCCAAACUGUUGCCAAAAAAAGAAGCUCAUGAAUGAUUUUAUACACGUCAUGUUUUGUGCUUCUGAAUUUUUAAAUUUCUUUUAUAAAGCUCAGAAUUACUGAUUUUGUUGAGACCGUGUUCAAUUCUGUGGUCAUUUUUAUGGCUGUACUUGUGGGGCAUUUUAUUUGCCAGUCAGUGAGCUGUUUGUCCAGGUUUGGCAUUUGAUGUCAUGCCAAUAAGUUUUUUUUUAAAUAAAUAAAAUUAUUUUUUCCAGAUUUUUUAACCUGA
Trichomycterus rosablanca is the source of this 3017-nucleotide messenger RNA. RefSeq names its product prickle homolog 3 (gene prickle3). Gene Ontology annotation, molecular function: zinc ion binding. The record is from RefSeq and is a predicted model, not a curated record. NCBI's taxonomy places the organism in Eukaryota, Metazoa, Chordata, Actinopteri, Siluriformes, Trichomycteridae. Bases 95 to 2458 code for a protein of 787 amino acids. The transcript is spliced from 11 exons.